UGAACACCGUGUCGAUCUCCGACCUCGUCGUCGCCGCGACAAAAACCGCUUUGAUCAUCACCUCGUCGUCGACGCACCUCCACCGCAUAUGUAGCAGUAGACAAGUAGCAUCUGCAUCUGCGUGCCAUACACGAUUGCUCCAGCUAGCUGCACCUGCACAUCGCCAUGGCCAUGGCCGACCUGGAGUUGGAGAAGGUUGCGAGCUUCUUGCUGGCGGCGCUGCUGCCGCUCGUGCUCUUCAAGCUGGCGGCGGCGAAGCGCGGUGGUGGCGAUGGCGGCAUGAGGCUGCCGCCUGGGCCGUGGCGGCUGCCGGUGAUCGGCAACCUGCACCAGAUCAUGGCGGGUGGCCAGCUCGUGCACCGCACCAUGGCCGGCCUGGCGAGGGGGCUCGGCGACGCGCCGCUGCUGUCGCUCAGGCUCGGCGAGGUCCCCAUCGUCGUGGCCUCGUCGGCCGACGCCGCGAGGGAGAUCAUGAGCAGGCACGACGCCAAGUUCGCCACACGGCCGUGGAGCCCCACCGUGCGGGUCCAGAUGGUCGACGGCGAGGGCCUCGCGUUCGCGCCCUACGGCGCGCUGUGGCGGCAGCUGCGCAAGAUCACCAUGGUGGAGCUGCUCAGCCCGCGCCGCGUCAGGUCGUUCCGCCGCGUGCGGGAGGAGGAGGUCGGCCGCCUCGUCGUCGCCGUCGCCACGGCGGCGACGCGGCGGCCCGGCGAGGCCGCCGUGAACGUCGGCGAGCGGCUCACCGUGCUGAUCACCGACAUCGCGGUGCGCACGAUCAUCGGCGACCGGUUCGAGCGGCGGGAGGAUUUCCUCGACGCCGCCGCCGAGUGGGUCAAGAUCAUGUCCGGGUUCAGCCUCGGCGACCUGUUCCCGUCGUCGAGGCUGGCCAGCUUCGUCAGCGGCACGGUGCGCCGGGCGGAGGCGAACCACCGCAAGAACUUCGAGCUGAUGGAUUACGCUCUCAAGCAGCAUGAGGAGAAGAGGGCAGCUGCUGCAGCUGCCGGCGCCGGCGCCGUGGAAGACGAUGAGGACAUCGUCGACGUGCUUCUCAGGAUUCAGAAGGAAGGGGGCCUCGAAGUGCCCCUCACCAUGGGCGUCAUCAAAGGCGUCAUUCGUGACCUUUUUGGUGCCGGGAGUGAGACAUCAGCUAAUACACUCCAAUGGACUAUGUCCGAGCUCGUGAGGAACCCAAGAGUGAUGCAAAAGGCACAAACUGAGCUACGUGAUUGUCUUCGAGGAAAGCAAUCGGUGUCAGAAGAUGAUUUGAUCGGAUUGAAAUACUUGAAGCUUGUCAUCAAGGAAACCCUAAGGCUGCAUCCUGUAGUGCCACUGCUUCUUCCGAGAGAAUGUCAAGAGACAUGUAACAUUAUGGGGUACGACGUGCCCAAGGGUACAAACGUGCUCGUGAACGUCUGGGCAAUAUGCAGAGAUCCUAGGCAUUGGGAAAAUGCUGAGACAUUCAUACCAGAGCGAUUUGAGGAUAGCACCGUAGACUUUAAAGGCACAGACUUUGAGUUCAUACCAUUUGGAGCAGGACGAAGGAUGUGCCCUGGUUUGGCAUUUGCGCAGGUUAGCAUGGAGCUUGCUCUAGCCUCAUUGCUAUAUCAUUUCGACUGGGAACUCCCUAGUGGUGUUGCGCCAAGCAAUCUAGACAUGGAAGAGGAGAUGGGUAUCACCAUCCGAAGGAAGAAUGAUCUUUACCUGGUUCCAAAGGUCCGUGUGCCUCUAUAGUUUGGCUCGUAACUGCUUCACACAAUAUGUGUCUCCUGUGACCCGUACCUGCCAAGUAGCGAUCAUGAGCAUUCCAUUGUGUUUCAUGCCCUUAUGGUGUUAUGCUGCUCAACUUUUUUAAUGUUUUCUCGAAAUAAGUACCAUCAUAGUUGUUCAUGUAACUAUAAAUUACGAGUUUAAUUUGUGUCGUAGUUAACAAGCUCGAGUUGUUUGUGUUGUUUUCCCUUUGCUAAAA
Oryza sativa Japonica Group (Japanese rice) is the source of this 1966-nucleotide messenger RNA. Its product is annotated as desmethyl-deoxy-podophyllotoxin synthase. The record is from RefSeq and is a predicted model, not a curated record. Gene Ontology annotation, molecular function: heme binding; monooxygenase activity; oxidoreductase activity, acting on paired donors, with incorporation or reduction of molecular oxygen. NCBI's taxonomy places the organism in Eukaryota, Viridiplantae, Streptophyta, Magnoliopsida, Poales, Poaceae.